GACCUGCUGAAGCUCCAACACAGUAGGUGACGGUAAUGAACCUUUUGUGGUCGGUGAAGCCACACAGAAGAACCGGACGGUCUCGGAUGCUUUAUGGUUGGGGGAUGGUGCUGGUGCUAGAGCCUGGCGGAGUUUCAGUGCAACAAGGCGAGUGAGGGAGCUGUAUAGAGCCUCUGUAACUGCCCCGCUUUACUGCCCGCACAGCACAACGCAAAGUUUCCUCUCGCUUAACGGCUGACUCGAUAAAAACACUCCGCUGCUGGCUGAGAAGGAACUGAGAUUUAGCAAAGCCGCUUUGGCUUUUUAGAACCUUUGCCAGUCCACGUCGGAGCCCAGAAGCAGCUGGAGCAGCAGUGAAAGCACACCGGGCUUAAAGAGCCACUGUGUCCCGGAUUCCGCCACUUACUCCGUCUGGGAGAUGAUGAUGAUGUGGAGGCGCAGCUGCUUUCAGCAGACAAAGAGCUGAAGGGACACAGAGGGUGAACUGAAGGGCCUACAGGGUUCAUACACAUCCACUUACCCCAGAAACCCUCUCGUGAUGUCGACGUGAAUCCUGUACUGCUUACCUGGGCGACUGGAAUAUGGGACUUGUGUAGCUAACGUUAGCUGGACGAGGUCUCCGCAUGAACAUAACGGGUUAGCGAGCCAGGGCUGUGGAGCCACAGGCCUCUGUAACCACUCACCUUAUUUUUAGGCGAGUUGAAGAAAUUAACCUGCCGAAUUAUUAAAAGAAUCCAGAGACAUGGGCUUAAUUGUGGCCAAACUUUGGAGUUUUUUCUGCAAUCAAGAGCACAAAGUGAUCAUCGUGGGUCUUGACAAUGCAGGAAAGACCACCAUCCUUUACCAGUUCUUAAUGAAGGAGGUUGUACACACGUCUCCAACAAUCGGCAGCAACGUUGAAGAGAUUGUGGUGAAAAACACACACUUCUUAAUGUGGGAUAUCGGUGGACAGGAGAGUCUUCGUUCGUCUUGGAACACCUACUACUCCAACACUGAGUUCAUCAUCCUGGUAGUGGACAGUACAGACAGAGAAAGGCUUGCUAUCUCUAAGGAGGAGCUGUACAGAAUGCUGGCCCAUGAGGAUCUGCGUAAAGCAGCUGUGCUGAUUUUUGCCAAUAAGCAGGAUAUGAAAGGCUGUAUGUCUGCAGCAGAAAUCUCCAAGUAUCUGACGCUCAGCUCCAUCAAAGACCACCCAUGGCACAUUCAGUCCUGCUGUGCACUUACAGGAGAAGGGCUUUGCCAGGGCUUGGAGUGGAUGACCUCAAGGGUGGGCCUCAGAUAGCCUCCAACUUCUGUUCAGGACUGACUUACUGACAGCCUUUACCACCAGCUCUGGUGGCACCUCAGCCUCACCCUUAUGGCUGCUCCCAACAACAACCCCCCCCCCCCCCCCCCCCAUUUUUAACUCAUGAUCAAUGUUCACUUUUGCGGUUGACCUCUCUGGAAACCUACCUCAGCUUGGAACGACCGGCUGAUUGGUUGAUUGGUUUGAUGGACUACUUGGCUUGACCAGUCCUGUUUCAGGAUCAGUUUAACUAUGCCUGUGAAAGAAGGGAGUAUACAGCAUCUGAAGUAUUACUGCUCACAGAGAGGUGUGAGUGUCAGUCAGUCUUGUUUGGAAUAGAAGUUCUCUAUUAUGAUUUAGGAACAAUAGAACAGUUGGCUUUCUGGUGUAUUUUAUUGGGCAGAACACUUUGAUGGAUGCACGUUUGCCUAGUGGAGAAAUUAAUUACAUCUUUAUUUUAUUAGUAUUAUUAUUUUUUUAAGGUCAUCUCAUGGUUCAUGAAAAACUGUUUGUUUUGGGGGAAACUUCUGUGGGGUGUCUGUAACACACCCAGAAACACCACUACAUAUCAUGAACAUUUCAAAGCAUAUUGGAACAUGCGUUACAUAUCAUGUAGCAUUACCUCAGUCCUCCAAAAUUAAGAAGACUGUGCCACACAGAAUAAAAAUACCCUGUCAUUUCAGCCCUCCAGUUUCAUGGCCAUUGAAAUGUGGGAACUUGCUUGGUUGUUGAUGAGGACUUUUUCAUUUAUUUAAUGAUAUAGAAAUUAAAGUUCAUGAAAAAUAGGAUAAGUGGCCACCAUGUGUUUUUCUUAUGUCACAUAAUAUGAGGCAGUUUUCUACAGAUUAGGAGCUUUCAUAAGAUGACAGUAGUCAUACUUAUUUCAUGGUGCUAAGGGAGUGUUCUAGGUACUAAGUGUGAUUUAGUCCAUUUCCUUUGCCUUGUAAUCCACCAGGAUGUGAUUUGUUAAAUUGUGGUUACUUUAAAGCAGGGGUCACCAGUCUUCUUCACAAAGGCUUAUAUGACUGCAGGUCUUCAUUCCAAUCAAGCAGGAGCUCCUGUCAUUUAGCAGAUCAGAUGUUAAAGACUGUGACCAACUUAUUAAACAAAUGGAAUCAGGGUUCUGUCUCACGAAGCAGGUCCAGCAUAGAGACAGCACCUGCGUCACAAAGGCCAAAAAAGCAGAACUGCAGUUAACUUGUUUCACAAUGACUGUUACUCCAGGUUUAGAUACUCAGGCUGUACUUGCACAUGAUGUUUCAGAUGAUCGGUCAGUCACUGAGGAGCUGAGUGCUUUUUUGCUUUUUUUAUUUUUUUUUUUUUUAUUUCAAGAAGGACAAAGAAAUCUACAGAAACGUAUGAAGAAAAUGAGACAUUUAUGACCAUUAAAAAGGAAUCCUGUCUCCACUGCCACUGCAUCAGUGCUUAUUGGUUUUAGAAUUGCUUUGUAUUUUAACAUCUGCAUAUUACUGAUUUGCAUUUUGCUCCCAAAAACGUGAUGUCCAGCAUGCCUGAUUGGUCAGAGGCUUGUGCUGAUUGGUCCAAAAGCUGUCUAUAAUCCAAAAUCCUGAACUUAACCUGCCCUGGAACAGGUUAAGUGUGCAGUAUGUGUUGCCAUGGUUUUGUAUCCUGUUAAAAAAUGACACCCCCCCCCCGCCUGGCUAAGCAAGAAACCAGCAGCCAUGCUGUCCCAUCACUGAUGAGACUUGACCCCUCCUUUAAAGUGAAAAGGAUAUGGAGAACUGGCUCAUAUUAUGUGUUCCUUGGCUUUUAGUGAGGAUGAUACAUGGGUUAACUUGAAAUUCCUGAUCUACCUUGUAGUUAGCUGUUGCUCUAUUGUUACAUUUCAGGUACUGGCUCAAGAUUUACAAUCAUUACUGACAUCAGAGGAAAUGCCCAGUUCUAAAGAACAAGCAGCGUGGCAAUGUGCAACAUUUGCUGUGUAAUUUAAAACGCAGCAGCAGUUGCUGAGGACCUGACACUUUUUUUUUUUCUUUUUUUUUUGGUGCUUUUGUGUGCGAUCAUGAACAUUUGUGCUGCUUAUAUUAGCCUGCUCACUGUUCAGGUUGGAGGCAGAUGGCCUUUGUUUGAUGCAGAUGGAGAUGUGCUUUUGUAGAGAUAUGAUGAGUAAAUUGUGGUCAUCUCCACCCCAUGGUUCUGGCACAGGAAAUGACCAGUAUUGAGGUCAGUUACCAUGGCAAUGUCAUGUUCAGAAACUAUGAUGUGAAGCUCAAUUUUUUUUACAAACUGUGCUUCAACAGGUUUUUUCCUUCUUUCAUUUCUGUUCAUGUAUUGUUGUCUGAGUUUUCAGUAUUGUGUUCAGGCUUACAAGCAGCUUUAAAUUUGACUUAGAAAUCUGCUCCGAUUAGGGAUCUGUUGAAGACCCUGAAACCCUGACCCUGAUCCUCUGUGCUUUUAGAAAAGACGGUUCUUUAGUAAAGGGAAUCUAUAUAGAACCAUUUUGUAUGUAAAUGGUUCUUUGCAUGGUGAAAUAGGUGAUCAGAUUAAUGGGAGAAUGUGUUGUAUGUGGUUCUAUAUAGAAUCUUUUUGAAUCUUUUCAUUUUUUUUUUCUUCAUGGUGCUACAUAGAACCAUUUUCAGAAAACCUCUAUAUAAGAUGCACUUCACCAUGCCAAGAACUACUGAAGCCUGAAACCGUUCUCAGUACAUUUCCAUCACUAAAGAACCCUUAUUGAACCAUCUUUUUUAAGCAUGCAUGACUUCAGAAGAAUUGCUGUAUGGUUACAAAGCAUAAAUAUAUGAAUUGAUCAGAGACACAAGUGAAGAUGAAAAGGAUUAUUUAAUCUCAUCCACAUAGAGCUGAACAAUUUGGGGAAUAUGUGUGAUUUCAGAGCAAUAUUGCAAUUCAAACGUGAUUAUUUUCUAGAAAUGAAUCUCCAGGCCCUGUUUUGCCAAGAAGACUAGCACAUCCAUUUUUUUUCUGGAAACCCUGAGUACAAGUUUUGCAUUAUCAUGUUAAAUUUCCCACAUAAAACCUAAGACAACCUCAAAUAAUGGAAGGUAAUCAGAAUGUGCAACUCUUGCAAUUUGAAAAUUGCACUCUUUCAGAUUUACAUUUUUGAUAUAAAAUGUUUCAUCAUUUAAGCUCUACGCCCAACUGCCACAAAUUGGUCAGCUGCCUUUAAAACCCAGGUCAUUCUUUGUAAAAGUAUGUAAAUGUGUAACUGUUAUUAACCUAAUCUGAAUGAGCAGCCCGGUGUUUGUUUAACCAACACCACACGCCUGGAGUCAGUAAAGGUUUUAUCUCACUGUCUUUAAGUGAUGGUUUAAUCACAAGAAUCUGGGAUUAUUUUGUUUGCAUGUGCAUCUGCAAGGACUUUUUUUUUUUUUUUUUUGGUCUGGAUUGCAAGGGAAGUCUGGUAUCUUUCUGCAAAGGGUCAAAGUUCACUAAGUGGACUGUUGAGUUAUGGCACAGAUGAUUUUAUCUGUGGUUCACUUGAUCCCUCAUUUCAAAGGUCAGCCCAUUCAAUAAACUCUCAAAUGUGCCAUUUCAACAUGAGCAGAAGUAUGUGCCAACUUUCGUAAUUCUGUAAUUUUAUAAUAAAUGCUUUUAUUUUGAAA
Molecule: messenger RNA, 4866 nt
Organism: Pygocentrus nattereri (red-bellied piranha)
Lineage: Eukaryota; Metazoa; Chordata; Actinopteri; Characiformes; Serrasalmidae
Gene: arl8
Product: ADP-ribosylation factor-like 8
Exons: 6
Coding region: 743-1282 (179 amino acids)
Biological process (GO): vesicle-mediated transport; intracellular protein transport; protein localization to Golgi membrane
Cellular component (GO): trans-Golgi network; cytoplasm
Molecular function (GO): GTP binding; GTPase activity
Source: RefSeq, a predicted model, not a curated record